This is a messenger RNA of Pectinophora gossypiella (pink bollworm), 4769 nucleotides long. Its product is annotated as esterase FE4-like. The coding region runs from base 483 to 2171 and encodes 562 amino acids. NCBI's taxonomy places the organism in Eukaryota, Metazoa, Arthropoda, Insecta, Lepidoptera, Gelechiidae. Gene Ontology annotation, molecular function: hydrolase activity. The transcript has 3 exons. The record is from RefSeq and is a predicted model, not a curated record.
GAUCGGAGGCAGAUUCCGUCGGUGUACUGCGCCCGGCGUGUGCGCACGCCUGCCCUUCGCAUAUUAGCGCGUCGGCCGGCGCGGCCUACGAAUGCGAACAUUGGAACCGCGUCGCUCUAACCGAACUAACGUCUUUCGAAGUCAUGUGAAGUCAUGUCCAAAGACUUCGCAAAUCGUGAACUUUUAUUUUCUUAACUUAAUACGAGUUAAGUUUUGCUAAAAUUAAUCGGAGUUAAGUAAACUGAAUUCAAGGGCAGAUACGUUUUAAUAAAAUAAUGAAGUUUAGUCAUAAAACUAGAUAACGUAGGAUUGAAAAUAUAAUAUUAUGUGACAAUGUUAAUCUUAACAAUAACCUUAAAACAAGCUUAAAAACACUAAACCUAUUAAUGUAAACAAUAAUGAAGUGAACAUAUACGCGGGUGUAGUGUAAAUGUAAUUGCAAACAGACAAUUUUGAUGACGGUUUAAAAAGUGUUGGAUGGGAUGUCUGAGGGUAAAUCCCAGGGGAUGAAGUGGGUGGUGCUGUUGUGGCUGGUGGCCGCGGCGCUGGUGCGCGAGCCGGCGCCGCUUGUGCGCACGCGCAGCGGACUAGUACGCGGCGUGCUCAGCCACGACCGCCGCUCUUACCAGUACUUCGGCAUCCCUUAUGGACGAGUCGACCGCAGCAAUCGGUUUCAGGCGCCACUACCACCACCAACAUGGGAGGGUGUCUUCGACGCGAUGGAGGAGCACAUCCGCUGUCCUCAGGCCAUGGGGCCAAUCAUCAUGGGGGACCCGGAUUGUCUCCGAGUCAAUGUCUACACUCCCACCAGGGUGCACGACGAACCCCUCCCCGUUAUGGUGUUCAUACAUGGAGGCAGCUUCUUCGAGGGCACAGGCACCGGAUAUCUAUAUGGAGCCGACGAAUUCCCAGAACAUGGUGUCGUCUUCGUUGGCGUCAACUACAGACUGAAUGUUGAAGGGUUCCUAUGUCUCGGUAUUAAAGAAGCUCCAGGUAACGCUGGAUUGAAAGACCAAAUAGCUGCUUUAAGAUGGGUAAAGGAAAAUAUAAGGGCGUUUGGAGGUGACCCUAAUAACGUCAUGUUGUUUGGGGAAAGCGCUGGAGCCGUAUCCACUUCAUAUCUCGUCUUGUCUCAAGCUGCAAAAGGACUGUUCCACAAAGCUAUUCUCCAAAGUGGGUCAUCGCUAGCUCCCUGGGGCAUGCAGCGCGAUCCCAUCAAGACAGCCAGCAAUUUAGCCAAAGAAUUCGGUCACGACACCAAAGAUCCCCAAGAAAUUCACAGUAUUUUAUCAAAUAAGUCCGUCGAAGAACUGAUUAGUGCUAUCAAAUAUUCAGAACGUAAGAACUAUAUAACAGCAGAAACGCUAUUUGUACCAUGUAUUGAAAAAGUUAUUCCUGGAGUGGAACCAGUAGUGACGAGACAUCCGACAGAUAUUAUUAGACAUGGAAACUAUACUAAAGUGCCAAUGAUUAUAGGUUUCAAUGACAAUGAAGGGCUGUACUUCGUAUCGGCGGAUUAUGGUAUUAAUGUGAAGGAAGUGAACCCUGUUCAGAAUUUACAGAACGAUUUAGAAUUCCCUUCAGAUAGAGAUAAAAAUGAGACUGUGGAGAGGAUUAAGGAGGAAUACUUCUCGGCAAAGAAAGAUUUGGUGACUGGAUUGGUGGAAUUGUACUCGGACUUACAUUUCAAGAUCCCCACAGUGCUCGAGUCCUCUUUAUAUGCGCAGACGACAGAUCAACCGAUCUACUACUACUUGUUUAAGUACAACGGAUACAUCAACGUUCCCAAGCUGAUCUCGAUGUUCUGGUUCAAGCCGGGGGCAUCUCACGCCGACGAGCUGUUCUACCUGUUCAAGCCGCACUCAUUUCCGAUGCCCUGGCGCCGGCUUGAGAGAAACAUGAUUCAACGCAUGUUAACUUUGUGGACUAACUUUGCUAAGUACAGCGACCCGACCCCCCGAACCUCUCGCCUGCUGCCGCUUCGAUGGCGGCCCAGCCGGCAGAGCAACCCCACCGCCCUGGUGUUAGACCACAAACUGGGCUCCACCAGGCUGUGGGACCACGCCAACGUGGCCCUGUGGAACGACACCUACGCCCGCUACCGCCGCCGGCACUACGGCUUCAGGAGGACUACACGUGCUAAGUAUUCUAUAUCUUUAGGACAGAGGUAGUGUUGGUUUUCUAACAGGGUAGGUUCUACCAAAAUUUUAAUUUUCGCAGAAUUCCGUGAUGAAACAAAUGCGAAUCAAACAUUCUCAUUUUUUUUUUCGGAGAUUUUGUUAAUGGAAUGCGAAUUUCAUACUAGAUCCAAUCUUUUAUACUGGGAUGAAUUAGGACUGGAAUAACACUGAAUUGGGUAGUUCCCCAGGUCAAAGAUAAAUUAUGAAAUUCUGUUUACCAAAUAAAGUCAGAUCUAAAGGUGACAAAAAACGUUUUGUAUUUAACUUAUUUAAGAAUUUUAAUAAAAAUAAUGUAAUAAUAAAUGCGACAUUUUUUCUAUGACGUCACAGGAUGCUUUUUCAUAUAAAUUAAUAGUAAUUUCGUGAUUUGACGUGUAGUAAAAAGUAACUGAUUUGACUAGUUGGAAUCUGUCCUAUUAAAAAUUAUUUAUGUGUGAGCUAACAUUAUUUAUUUUUCUAUUUUUAACGUAUUUUUUUCUAAAAAGUGGCCGCUCGCGCUUUUUGGGUUUCAAUCUAGUUUUCACCCACCCUUGUAAUGCUUUUAUACCUACAUGUUAUGCCUGUUACCUGUUGUACCUAUAUACCUUUUAAAUAAUAAAUUAAAUAAGUACCAUUAAUAAUUUAUAACUAUAGGCGCAGGUACUUUAUAAGAACAGGAGUCAUGACGAAUUAAUAUGCUUCUACGCAGCUGUGGAAAUAUCCAAAAAAAUAAAUAUAAAUAUGCUAUCGUCAAAAGCAUGACAAACGACAUCCAAAUAGUUGUUGAAAUCAUAACUUAUAUUAUUAUAACUUAUGACCUUGGUGAUAAUUAUGUUAUUUUGUGUAAUUUUAUAAUCUUGUGUGUCGAAACACAAAACAGUGAAAUAUUACACAAAAACUAAAAUGUCCCUCGUUCUCUUGCGCGGACGCAUUGUCAAGCAUAAUCAUUAUAAUAAGUCAAAUUAUAGGUCUUCGAGCGGGUUGUAAUCAAAGCCCUAGGUCAUACGAUAGUGCCCAGCAGUGGGACGUAUUUUUAAAUGUAUUCAGGGUAAAGUUGGAUAAAUUGCUAUGUGAAAAGUGUUUUUAGAGACUUUAAUAUUUUUAACUGCAUUGUAGACUCGCUUACAUUUACAUGUCAUAACCCGACUAAUUUUAAUUAUAACAUGCGGUGUUGCUGACGCAAAUAAAUUAUUUUUGACUUUUUUUUUACUUAUAGUUUGUUCUCCGUUCCCCAAAAAUAAUAUUUAUUUAUUUAUUUAUUUUAUUUUUACAGUUAUAAUAGUAGUAGUGCUAGUUUAUAUUACAUGGCCCUGUCGACAUUUAACGUGAUAAUUACUUAUUUGCUCAUUACUCAGGUUCUUACAUAAUUAUUCAAAUAUACAAUUUAAUGGGAGAAGCAUUUAUGAAAAUAAUUGUUGCUUGAUAUUAAGAUCACAUUAUACUUAUAUAGAAUUAUGUUGCUAACUACCUAUAUUGCUUCUCUUUAUUUUUAUAUCUUAAUUUUUUACAGAGACAUCUAUAUUUUUUUAGGGAACCUGACCUGUAAAGUCAUUAUAAUAUAAAACUACUGUAUUACAUUAUACUGUAUAAUAUUAUAGAAACUUUGCCGUCUCUACCUUCCUUCUUACAAUUUGCGUAAUCGUUUGCAAGUCAUCCUUAUUUACUCGGUUGACGUCGAUGGCCCCUGUUACUACGUCUUGUGUCAACGAAAAUAUACUUAAUACGAAUAGAUAGAAAUAAACUGUCCUAUAAUAAUUUUCCAUGUCGUCCCCUGGCAACUGGCAAUCUUUAAUUAAAUAUACUUAUCCUUAAUAAAUCUCAUAAUCUCGAAAUAUUAAUAAAAAAAAUCAACUGAAGCAAAUAGAUGAAGAGAUAAGUCAUAAUUAAGUAAAUUACGGAUUAAAUUGUCAGGCCAUAAUGGAUGUGGGUGAAGGUGUUUGUUAAAUUAUUGUGCGUGGUAUAAGGAUUUUAUCUUACCGAAACGCCAUGGCCACGUCGCCAAACACCUUGUGUUAAAAUGGCUUCGUUGCCAAAAUGUCGCGUCGCCAAGAAUUGUUUGGCGAUUUCUAGCCAUAGAGGCGACCAAUCAGUUCGCGACAACAAGCACUUCAGUGCUUACCGCAAUCAACCCACUAGGGUCGAUUGAAUUUUCCAAAUAUAAUCCUCUCAGACGACGCCCUGAUCCAGGAGCAACCCUCAGGACUGUUGUCUUAAAUUUUGUACUGGGUGAAAGCCCUCUGUGCUCCCCAUUUAUCUCAAGUAAAAAAAAAGAAUUGUUUGGUGAUUUUAUAAUGUUUGACACCUGCAUGUAUGUACCUACACUGCUUCUCAAUAAAUAUUUCUUGUUUCUUGUUUUACCACUGGCGGGCGACUUGGCCAUGGAUGGGGUCUCGGUGAGUUAUGGCCUUAAAAUGUGUAAGUAGGUAAUAUUAAUAAUGAUGUUUAUAUUAAUGUAUUGAAUGUGUAAGAAGAAAGCCAAAAAUACCGUAGUAUGUAGUGAAGUAGGUAAUUAGGAGGUGAUAGUGAUCUAGUCUUGUAUUUAUGUGAGUUUUGUAGAUAUGAUUGUUAAAGUUCGGUAUUGUGUGAUAAUAAAUUUUCGAAUGAAACUAA